Molecule: messenger RNA, 2795 nt
Organism: Ipomoea nil (Japanese morning glory)
Lineage: Eukaryota; Viridiplantae; Streptophyta; Magnoliopsida; Solanales; Convolvulaceae
Product: VIN3-like protein 1
Exons: 5
Coding region: 526-2430 (634 amino acids)
Biological process (GO): vernalization response; epigenetic regulation of gene expression
Molecular function (GO): protein binding
Source: RefSeq, a predicted model, not a curated record
CGGCUUUGACACCAUAUAUUAUACGUGCGCUUCUUUGAAUUUGGAUGUGUAGAAUGUUUCUGGGUUCAGAUCUGCGACUGGGUAUUCCAUACUAUGAAUAUUUAUUGAUUAUUUCGAAAGUUUGGAUUUUUGUGUGGUUAAUAUAUGUGUUUUAUAUUUACGCCGGGGAUAAGCUUGAUUGCAACGAUGCCAUGAGGGGAGUAUGGAGUUUGCUGGCAGCGCUUGGUAUGGGUUUUCAGGGAUUUUGGGCAAUGUCUAAAUUCUCAAUGUGGGGGACUGCUUUAAAUGCCAAAUAUCAGCUGGGAGGGUUUCAUCAGCACUUCUAACUGCCUUUCACAACUUGGACGUGGAAGAUAGCUUUCUUGCUAAAGGCUUCAAAAUCUUUGCUCGUGAUAAAAUGGAAGUAAAAAUGUUUCAUCAAACUGUCCAGAUUCACUCCAAAAAUUGCUGAAUUGUUUUACAAGAAAAGAUCUUUCGAAACUUUGCUUCACGGAAAAGAAGAAAUUGGCUUCAUCCAAGUGUAAAAUGUCUGAGCAACCACCAAAGUCAAGCAAGAAAAUUUUGAAGGGUCAGGAACAAAAGAAAUCGUCUUCUAGUCCCAAGGAUCAUCUUUCAAGAAAGCAGCAGAGGAAAGGGGAAAACCCCGUCCGAAUACCACCAGCCACAGAGCAGUGUUCAGAUUUUAAAUGUUCAAGUUCAUGGAUCUGCAAAAAUUCUGCUUGUCGAGCUUCUAUUUCAAUAGAUGACACAUUCUGUAAGAGGUGCUCUUGCUGUAUUUGUCACUUGUUUGAUGAUAAUAAGGAUCCAAGUCUUUGGUUGGAAUGUGCUUCAGAGUCUGGUCAGGGAGAAUCCUGUGGAUUAACUUGCCACAUUGAGUGUGCCAUCCAACGAGGGAAGGUAGGGGUCGUUGAUCUUGGACAACUAAUGCAGCUAGAUGGGAGUUAUUGUUGUGCUUCGUGUGGUAAAGUUUCUGGAAUACUCGGGUUUUGGAAGAAACAACUUAGCAUAGCAAAGGAUGCUCGCCGUGUUGAUGUCCUUUGUUAUAGAAUAUACUUGUGUUACAGGCUCCUCGAUGGGACUUCUAGAUUUCGAGAGCUACAUGAAAUCAUUAAAGAAGCCAAGGCAAAAUUGGAAAUAGAGGUUGGCCCCGUGAAUGGAGUUUCAGCCAAGAUGGCCCGGGGCAUUGUUAGCAGGCUUUCUGUUGCAGUUGAUGUGCAAAAGCUUUGCUCUCAAGCUAUUGAGAAAGCAGAUGAAUGGCUAGCUACAAAGCCCUGUGCUGCCCCUAACCUCGGAGAGGGUUCACGCCCAGCAGCCUGCAAGUUCCUUUUCGAGGAAGUGACAUCUUCUUCAGCUGUUAUUGUACUCAUAGAGCUGUCCACUGCAUCGUCAGAAGAUGUCAAAGGCUACAAGCUCUGGUACUGUAGGAAUAGAGAAGACGUUUACACAAAAGAGCCACUUUGUGUCUUUCCAAGAACUCAGAGAAGGGUUUUGAUAUCUAAUUUACUUCCCUGCACAGAAUAUUGCUUUAGGAUUGUAUCAUAUACAGAGGCAGGUGACUUGGGACACUCUGAGGCUAAGUGUUUCACAAAGAGCGUUGAGAUAUUCAGUAGAAACGUGAGCCCGACUGAUAGAAAUCACGGUAAGGGGAAUCUAGACACUGGAGGAAGCUCCAAGGCUAUAACAGCAGUGGAGUCGGAUUCUGGGUUCAAGGUCCGUGACCUUGGAAAGAUCUUAAGGCUAGCCUGGGCUCAACAGCAAGGCUGCUCGGAGGGCUUAUGUGGAGCAGAAAUAGAAAAGUUUUGUGAAUGCAACAAUGUUAAACCUAACACCGUACAAAAGGACCAUAAACCUUCUGCUUCUCGGCAGCUUGACUUAAAUGUUGCUUCAGUUCCUGAUUUGAACGAAGAGUUAACCCCUCCUAUUGACUCUUCUAGGGAUGAAGAUAACGGGUGCACGAUUGGGCAAACCGUUGAGGCAGACGAUGCUGUCUCUCAUGACAAUGAGAGGAAUGGUGUUGCCGGGUCACAUGGGACCCACGACUUUGUAGUUGAUUCCAAGGUGGAAGGACGGAAGAAGAGGGCAGCUAGCACCACCAAUGGUGAGACACACGACUCUGAUAGCACACUGAUAAAUGGAUCGCCAAUCCAAAUUCAGAACGGUUCAGGGUGCUUUGACGAAAGCUUUGAAUACUGUGUAAAGAUUAUACGCUGGCUGGAAUGCGAGGGUCACAUAAAGAAGGACUUCAGAUUAAAGUUGCUUACUUGGUUUAGUUUGAGAUCAACAGAGCAGGAACGACGGGUGGUGAACACCUUCAUUCAAACUCUCAUGGAUGAUCCGGGUAGCUUAGCAGGACAAUUGAUUGAUUCUUUUACGGACAUCAUAUCCUGCAAGAGGCCUCGCAAUGGCUUUUGCAGUAGGCUCUGGCAUUAAAAGGUGCAAAACACAGAAUUGAAACUUAGUUUUAACAUUUAUUUUGACGAAUCGUUGCAGAAAAUCUUGCCCAUUCUCUCUGUACAGGCAAUAUUUUUUGUGAAGUUGCUAGUGAAGUGAUUCAUUGGUAGUGGACUGGCAGGCCUGUGUAGCUCAGCCUAUAAAACAUUUGGAUUCAAGAAAGCUUUUACUUUUGUGUAGGAAGGAAGAAUUGACUCUCUCCCUCCAGGAGGGAGAGAAUUUAGAUUCAAGAAAGCUUUUACAUUUGUAGGAAACCAUUUCUUGUUUCUCUGAAAGCACCCAAACUGAAACAUAACUCAAAUAUUUCAGUAUUCAUUUGGAUAAUACAUCAUUGUGUUAAGUUA